AUGACCGACGGUGGACGGUACGUGUACUGCAAUGGGCGAGGACACGAAGCCACCACAUCGAGCGUAGAAGCCGGCAAGCAACACGGCUCCUCGCGGUUGGGUAUGAAUCCACGAAGUGUUACGAACCGCCACAUGAACUGGCUGAUACACGGACUGUACAGCAGAAAGCUGUACGGCCACUGCAAGAAGCUGAUCGAUCGUCAGCUCGCCAUCUGCUACGACAAGGAGUAUUUGCACUACAUGAAGGGUUUGAUUCAACGCGACGAGGGCAACACCGCCGAAGCCAUACACUGCUUCCAGCAAGCGAUUGCGGCCAACAGGAGGGAGCCUGAAAACUACAAGGAGCUCGCCAAAACGCUUUACACGAUUGGGAAGUUCAAAAAAUCUUUGGAAGUGUUUCUGAAGGCCGAAAGCAUGCUCGAACGUCCGGACCACGAGAUCUACCAUCACAUCGGCGAACUCUACCAUAAAGACUUUGGUCAGCCGCGGGCAGGAGUGGCCGAAGCAAAGCACUACCUCAACCAGGCCAUCACCUGCGGGAAGCACGUGGAAAGCUACAAGAUUUUGGCCGAAAUCUACAUCGAGGAAGGUGACAACAUGAAAGCGAUCGAAAUGAUAGAGAACUGUUUGCUUGUGACCCAAGAUGACGUGGCUCUGAUGACGCAGAUCGGGAUACUGUAUCUGAAGAUCAACGAGUACCAGCGGGCGUUCGAGAAGCUGCUCGACGCGACGGCCACCGACACCAAGCAUACCAACGCCCUGUUGGCGUUGGGCUCAAUUCUACAGUCUAAAAAUGACAUAGACGGAGCAUUGAACAAGUACAAGCAGAUAUCGAAUCUUCCGGACGAGAGCUGCGAAGUGUGGAGCAACGUAGGGCUGUGUUUCUUCAAAAAACAAAAGUUCAUCGCAGCAAUUUCGUGCCUCAAGAAAUCCGUGUGGACGUCACCUUUAAACUUUAAUGCCCUCUACAACCUUGGGCUGGUGCUGGUGACGGCGCAACAGUACGUUAGCGCGUUCCAGACGCUGGCGGCCGCCAUAAGCUUGCGCCCGGAGAACGCCGAGUGCUACAUGUUGCUCGGAACGUGCUUGCGGCAUUUAAACGAUCCGGGCAAUGCUUACUUGUCGCUGGAAAAGUCGACCAUGCUGCCGGAGGCCAUCAAAAAUCCACUCAUCUAUCUCAACUUUGCACUGUACUGCUACGAAGUCGGCAAGCUCGAUCAAGCCGUAAUGUACUUGAGCAACUUUCUUGAGAUGACGCAGCACAUCACCGUCCACCGUGAGUAUCUGAAAAUGGCCGACAGACUGAACGGAGCGCUCAUGGUGGUUGCCCGCGGGUCGGUACCUAACCCGAUUGAACCGGAAACUGGACACACCGAUGGACCCGCACCGAGGGCCAUAAAGGAUGGACGGACCGCGAUGGAUGAAUCAUUAGCUACGCUCGGUGAUCCGCAGGAGAGCACCGAUUUUGAUAGCGCUCUGCUGUGA
Molecule: messenger RNA, 1485 nt
Organism: Anopheles cruzii
Lineage: Eukaryota; Metazoa; Arthropoda; Insecta; Diptera; Culicidae
Gene: BBS4
Product: Bardet-Biedl syndrome 4 protein homolog
Exons: 9
Coding region: 1-1485 (494 amino acids)
Biological process (GO): protein localization to cilium; cilium assembly
Cellular component (GO): ciliary basal body
Molecular function (GO): protein binding
Source: RefSeq, a predicted model, not a curated record